AUUUAAAAAAAUACAACAGAAAAAUACAACUGAUUUGAUUUCAUUGCAUUGUAGGUGUGCCUAAUAUUGUGACCAUCUGACUAAAACAACAAAACAUUCCUUUUAUAUCUGUGUUGUCAUGCAAUGGAAUUUCAACUAUAUACCUUCUCAGGGGGCCUCGGGGUGGAUAUCGACAGACAUAAAUCCCAACUUGUUGUAUAAUAAGACCUCAUAUAUGUCUAUUUUUUUGAAGCAUUCCCGUGUCCCUGCCAUGUAACAAGUCUGAAAUAUGUCUGUAUGCAAAACGGAGCAACGAGGGGGAGGCUGGGGAUUUUGCUGCUGUCUGAUGGAUGAAUCCAACAAAGAUCUCAAAUAGACAACAUGAGGUAGGAAUUAAAUAAAUGUGAGUUGGACCACAAUGGAAUGUCCCAUAAAAAGGGAGGGCUAAUUGAAGAACAUGUGGGGGGGACUGAUUGAAACAAGAACUGCAACUCAUAGACUCGAUUCUUGGGACAUCUGGAACCCAGCGGGCGGCCAAGAGGAGUGAUCAGCGAGAAGAUGGCGAAGGCUACAGGGAGGGCAAUAAAUCGAGCGAGUGACUCCACUCGUGGGACGACUCCUGCCACAAAACAACAUCGGGGAAUUGUGUGUAAUAAGAGAUUAUUCCCCCCCCCCGUAGUGCUCGCUCAUCAUCAUCAUCAUCAUCAUCAUCAUCCCCCUGACUCGCAAGCCCAGAAAUAUUGCGCAGGUGCACUUGGACCACACACGCGCCCGACAAGCAGAUGGUUUUGCAAGUAAGGUCACGCCGCCAACAUGCUGCUGGCGCCAAUUUUGGAUGUCACAAGCUCCAAUGAUGUUGCCUUUUAUCCACAGGUCCAUUUUGCCCAAGGAGGCCAAUCUGUGUGUGGACAUGCAUUAAAAGCAUCUCUCCUAAGGCUAUAAGCAGCCAUCUUCAUCCACAAGCCAGGCUGGAGAUGUUAGGCUGGUGGUCCCAGCAGGAGUUCGACUCAGACGCCGCAUCAGCAUAAGGGAAUUUAAGUCAUUAUGAUUGGAAGGGCAACAGAGGACACUCUCCAAAUGAAGCUAUGAGCUGCCUGGAUGUGAUGUACCACCAAAGCUAUGGAGCACACCUCCUCCCUGCAGAAGCCUACAAGUCGACAUAUUACAAUCAUCAUUGCCAACAGCAGCAGCAGCAACAGCAACAACAACAGAGGAAGCUGAGCUCUCAAACUAAGAUGCACAACUGUUCAGGCCAGCAGCAAGGCGGAGGACGAGGAAUACCAACCAGAGAUCCGUGUCUUCGCCCGGCUCCCGGAACCCAAUCUGGAUGUUUAUCAUUACACGACUUGGAGGUUAAAGACGGAAGUCAACCAGCAGGUGCGGAGUACUUAAACUCCCGCUGUAUAUUGUUCACCUACUUCCAAGGCGACAUCAGUGACGUGGUGGACGAACAUUUCUCUCGGGCACUCAGUCAGUCGGCCGGACUUAACAGGGAGCCCAAGCCGAGCCGGAUGAUUCAGACGUCUGCCUCAAACGGAUCAUGGAAAGAUGGUGAGUCACUUCAGAACAGUCCAACAUGGAGCAGCGCCUAUCCAUCCCCUUCUACCACCUGCCUUCCUUCUGUCUCGUUGUCAGACUUCUCCCCAAGUCCAAUUUCCCUCAACCCGGCUGACGGCGGUCUAUGGGCUGGUCACGUGCUCUCCCAGGCCGGCCUCCAACCGCUAGCUAGCCUCACAGACAGCUGGACCUACAGCCUUAACCCCCAAAGCACAAGUAGCUACCCAAACGUUCACGAUGUCUACCAUCCACACCACCGCACUCACAUCCAUACUCGCCAUCACCACCGGCCUAUGUUGCAUUCGUACCCGAGUCCCGGCACGGCGCUCGAGUCCAGGUUUAGUCCUCUUCUGCUGCCUGGUGUGAGAAACCAAAGUCAGUCUACAGCCAGCGCAGGGAGUUCCCCGCUCAGCGAGAGCGCAAAGACAGAAAUGGACCCCAGUAGCUGCAGCCCAAUCACGGCUACAUCUAUUCCCUGGACACCUUCAACUCUCCAUGGAUCCUUGGAGUUGUAUGAUUCAGCUCAUGAGCAGACCAAAGCAAAGUCAUCAGUCUGGUUCUAAGUGCUGACGUGCAUUUAAGAAGGACUAAGUGGCAUCAUCAAUUGGUGGUUGCAAAACCAAUACGACAAUGAACAAUAUGGAUGGACUCUUCUACUACUGUUCCUGCCUUAUCUACAUAACUUAUGACGGAGAUGAACUCAUUCAUUCUAUGUGUUUGAGCAGUUCUGUUUCAAGAGCAAUGGGUCAAUAUCAUUAUAUCGUACUUUUUCCCCCCUCAUCAGUCUUAAAAUACACGGCUAAACAUUUGCACAAAUACCAAAACAAUGAUAAAUCUCUUAAAAUCAUCAGUAAUUUUGAUUUUCUAUUUUAGUAUUGACCAUUUUGUCCCUGAAAUUGUUGUCCAUCCUGUCGUCUUUCUUCAGUUUAUAUUUACAUUGUCAGCUUGUCGUUCAUUUUUAGUUUAGGAGUUUGGCAAUUAAUCAUUUCAAAGUCACCUUAUAGUGAUAUUGACCCAUAUACCAAAUGUGUACAGUUUUGCCUUUCAAAGUGUGCUUUUUUUUUUUUUUUUUUUUUUUUUGCUGGAUGACAUCUGUGCCUGAAUGCUACCUUUAAAAUUUUUAAAUUUUGCCUCAAGGGAUUGUGUGUUGAAUAUUUUGAUACUGUAUGUUUGAAUGUAAAUAAUAAAUUAUGACGUUCUAUUUGCAAAUGAA
Messenger RNA from Syngnathus acus (greater pipefish), 2749 nucleotides. It is a transcript of the gene vgll3, whose product is annotated as vestigial-like family member 3. The transcript has 5 exons. The record is from RefSeq and is a predicted model, not a curated record. Gene Ontology annotation, cellular component: nucleus. Gene Ontology annotation, biological process: regulation of transcription by RNA polymerase II. NCBI's taxonomy places the organism in Eukaryota, Metazoa, Chordata, Actinopteri, Syngnathiformes, Syngnathidae. Bases 1065 to 2099 code for a protein of 344 amino acids.